AUGGAAGAGACUUUACCCCGCUUUGACUCCUACCGCAAUCUCUUUGGGCUGCCUCUGAUAGGCCGCCGAGACACAGAGCUGGUCUUAACCGGCGCCAAGCUCUUUGCCCGCAAGCUGAACCUCAAGCGCUGCUCCCUGGUGCGCCCCAGUGACCUGCAGCCCCGGCCCUUGGAGGCUCUGAACCAGGGCCUGAACCUCACCAAGAUCCUGCGUGCUGCCCUGCCUGCCAGCCACAAAUCCAUCGUCUCCUUCCGGCAGCUGCGUGAGGAGGUGUUCGGGGAGCUGGUCAACACUGAGCAGGUGGCCGGCAUCAAGUGGGCGCGCUUCCCCGAGCUCAACAAGCUCCUCAAAGGGCACCGCAGAGGGGAGCUCACCAUCUUCACAGGCCCGACGGGCAGUGGGAAGACAACCUUUAUCAGCGAAUAUGCGCUGGACCUGUGCAUGCAGGGGGUGUGCACGCUGUGGGGCAGCUUUGAGAUCAACAACGUCCGUCUGGCCAAGAUCAUGCUGACGCAGUUUGCCACCCAGCGCCUGGAGGACCAGCUGGAGCUGUAUGACGAAUGGGCCGACCGCUUCGAGGACCUCCCGCUCUACUUCAUGACCUUCCACGGCCAGCAGAACAUCAAGACGGUGAUUGACACCAUGCAGCACGCUGUCUACAUGUAUGACAUCACCCACGUGGUUGUUGACAACCUCCAGUUCAUGAUGGGACACGAGCACCUCUCUGUGGACAGGCUCGCUGCCCAGGACUACAUUGUUGGUGCCUUCCGCAAGUUUGCUACGGACAACACCUGCCACAUCACGCUGGUUAUCCAUCCCCGCAAGGAGGAUGAUGAGAAAGAGCUGCAGACAGCCUCCAUCUUCGGCUCUGCUAAGGCCAGCCAGGAGGCCGACAACGUCCUCAUCCUGCAGGACCGUAAGCUGAUGACGGGGCCAGGGAAGCGCUACCUGCAGGUGUCCAAGAACCGCUUUGAUGGGGACGUGGGCAUCUUCCCCCUGGAGUUCAGCAAGGCCUCGCUCACCUUCUCGUCCUCUGGCAAAAGCAAGGUCAAGCUGAAGAAGAUGAAGGAGGAGAAGGCCUCUUUAGCCAAGAAAACUCCCCAGGGAGGCUCAGGAGCCUCCAAGAAGCCGUGA
Balearica regulorum gibbericeps (East African grey crowned-crane) is the source of this 1134-nucleotide messenger RNA. The record is from RefSeq and is a predicted model, not a curated record. Lineage: Eukaryota; Metazoa; Chordata; Aves; Gruiformes; Gruidae.